Endocarpon pusillum Z07020 is the source of this 504-nucleotide messenger RNA. RefSeq lists its product as uncharacterized. Gene Ontology annotation, biological process: mitochondrial electron transport, cytochrome c to oxygen. Lineage: Eukaryota; Fungi; Ascomycota; Eurotiomycetes; Verrucariales; Verrucariaceae. The record is from RefSeq and is a predicted model, not a curated record. The coding region runs from base 1 to 504 and encodes 167 amino acids. Gene Ontology annotation, cellular component: mitochondrial inner membrane. The transcript is spliced from 4 exons.
AUGGCGUCAACUUCGGUACUGCGUUUUGCUGCACGCACUCCUUCAACUCCUUUCUUCAGACCCGCUCUUCGACCAGCGAGAAGAGCUCCUGUUGCUGCACUUGCGACUUCGUUAGGAUCUGCCAAAGCUGGAUUUGGCAGCACAAGUGCUAGGAGAAGCAGCGGACACGAGGAAGAAACAUUUGAAGAGUUCACUGCUAGAUAUGAGAAGGAGUUCGACGGUGUACAAGACGUCUUCGAGCUUCAGAGAAAUCUAAACAACGCAUUCGCUUACGAUCUCGUCCCAUCACCCACAGUCAUAGUUGCUGCGCUUAAAGCCGCAAGACGAGUUAAUGACUUCCCCACCGCCGUUAGAAUAUUUGAAGGAAUCAAACACAAAGUCGAAAAUAAGCACCAAUACCAAGAAUACCUCGACGAGCUGAAGGGCCUACGAGAAGAGCUAGGAGUCAAUCUAAAGGAGGAUCUAUACCCAGAAGGAUCAGACAGCCCAUACUUCAACCCGUAA